This is a messenger RNA of Miscanthus lutarioriparius, 432 nucleotides long. The record is from the annotation of a GenBank genome assembly. NCBI's taxonomy places the organism in Eukaryota, Viridiplantae, Streptophyta, Magnoliopsida, Poales, Poaceae.
AUGGCCAGCGUCGGUGGAGCAACGGUCGCCGUGGCGGCGGCCGGCGGGGAUGGCGGCGUGGGGGCGACGCCGCACGUCCUCGCGGUGGAUGACAGCUCCGUCGACCGCGCCAUCAUCGCUGCCAUCCUCCGGAGCUCCCGGUUUCGUGUGACGGCGGUGGAAAGUGGGAAGAGAGCCCUGGAACUGUUAGGCACGGAGCCGAACGUGAGUAUGAUAAUCACUGAUUACUGGAUGCCAGAGAUGACGGGAUACGAGCUCCUCAAGAAGGUCAAGGAGUCAUCCGAGCUGAAGCAGAUCCCAGUGGUGAUCAUGUCCUCAGAGAACGUCUCCACCAGAAUCAGCAGAUGCCUGGAGGAAGGGGCAGAGGAUUUCCUGGUGAAGCCCGUCCGCGCGUCGGACGUGUCGCGCGUCUUCAGCCGCGUGCUGCGAUGA